Pelobates cultripes (western spadefoot toad) is the source of this 22236-nucleotide messenger RNA. The record is from the annotation of a GenBank genome assembly. NCBI's taxonomy places the organism in Eukaryota, Metazoa, Chordata, Amphibia, Anura, Pelobatidae.
CCAGCUUGCAGCAUCAUAUCCAUGAAGAUAAUUUAUUCAGUGUCAAAUCACCAUACAUAGAGGGACAUUUCCAUCUUGCGACCGUUCGGGUAUCUUCACUACAUUUUUGCAUUUGUUCCCUUUUGUGUAAGGUGUAGUUAUUAUUCCACCUUUGAACAGUGGUUGGGGUUUUAUAAAUAAAUAAUGAUCGACGCCUCAUCAAUUUUCAUUUUUUUGUCUGCCUUUUCUCUUGCUCAACACUUGCCUUCUGUCUUUCUCAGAUCCUAACAUAAGGGAGGGGUGGAAGGAUUUUGUUACAUACUGACGGUUGUAGGUAAGAGGGUUUUUUUUUUUCCCUUCCUGUGUCGCUGCUACUGGCUGCAUCUCUGCCUAGUCUACUGCACAUAAGUCAUACUGUACUUCCUCUCUUUUUAAACCCACAAACCACAGAAAAUAAAUCCCUUCUGGCUUGCAAGGGUGUGGUGAUUACUAACUCAUCAAGCAAACAUAUCUGCAUUCCGAAAACUCUAAAGGCACCAGACAGAGCAGAACACAAAGAGGUAAGAAAGGCGGAAUAAAUUGAAGGAAACACUCGUUAACAACUGCUUUUAAUUUUUUUUUUCUAAUUCAUAUUGUGAUUUAUACCUUUUUUACUUCUUGCAGAUUCAAAAUGUAUGGAGCUCCCAGUGCAAAGUAAGUAUUGUAUAAACAACCAACUCUUAACAUAACUGUGGCAUUGUUUGAAUACUUGGAGAAGUUUUGUAACAUCAGACUAAGAGACUAAUUGAUAACAAAUGUGCAUGGCCGUUUCUCUGCAGAAUCGUAAAAAACGCAGAGCACACAGAAAAAAAUGUCAUUCACUGACAAAAUGCUCAAAGGAAAGUCAAAAAUAGCUUGGCAGCAUGCUCUAUCUACUCCCUUGAAAGAAAACUACUGUGCUUUAAAAGGCUUAAUGCAGGCUAGAGAUGAGUGCAGCUCCACCAGAGGUAGAUAUGAAUAUAUGUACUGAAAGCAUCUUCAACUCAGGUCUAAUGAGUUGGGAGAUGAACAAUAUAACAUUAAAGGGACACUCUGGGUUUGAGAGUAAAGAAAGAUAAUUAAUUUUAAAAAAUACACAAAUAAUAAAAAGCCUCAAAUUUGGAAAUGUGUAAGCCAGAAAACCAGACUUUCAAUCAGCUAGUCACAAAGUUCACUUAAACAACCACUAACAGCACCUUGACCAGCACAUCUCACUGAAGUCGUCUGGGUGCAGUGAUCCGGUCAAUUUAACCAUUUAGUGCAAAACAUUGCUUUUUUUUGUUGAAACCUCAAUGUUUACAUUGAAGGGUUAAAGUCACUCCCAGUGGCCAUCUUCCUGCCUCCAGAACAGAGUCAAACUCAGUUUUUCAAUCAAUUGCUGCUCACAGCAUUUGAUUGGAGGAGAGUGGCAUUCUGCUGCGCAUGCGUAUCUUGACCCCAUUGCCCCUCUGAGAAGCAUUUGAUUGGACAAGAACAUGGAAAGGUCAGCAGGCUAUUGCAGAGGAGGUGUCUCUGUGAUGUAAAAAAGUAAGUAAUCUUCUCUUUCUUAUAUUGGGGGGACAGUGGUCAUACUGAUUGACAGGAAGAUACUAUUUGGUUUUCAUGAGUAUAUGGUUCCCUUUAACUUUCUAUAACAGUCUAUAGCAGGGGAAGGCAACUUUUUAGCAGCACUGUGCCAAAAUAAGAUUGUGAUGUCUCAUAGCGUGCCGGUCCUAUUUUUUUUUUUAAUUGAGGUGUGCAUGUUGCCUUAUUCUGCUUGUGUUAUUUAUACUGUGGUUGCUUUGUAUCUUUGUAUUUGUGUGUGUAUAUGAGCUAUUAUAUUGUAUAUGUUCAUGAGUAGUUUGUGAUAUCGUUUGAUAUCUAUGAAUGUCGGCUGUGUAUGGGGGCUGCGUGUGGAAUUGUGUGUGUGUGUGUGUGUGUGUGUGUGUGAAUGGAUGUAUCACAUUGUGUGUUUUGUAAUGUGUCUAUUUGUGGGCCUGUUUGGGGUAUUGCAUGUGAGAGGCUGCAUGUGGGGAUGUGUGCAUGUAUGUGGAUUGUCAGUGGUGUUGAGUUUGUGCGGAUUGUGUUUGUGUGUGGGCUGCUAUUUGUAUGAGGGAAGGGUUAUUCUGCAGCUCUGUGUAUAUCUAGCAGUGUGGGUGGCUUCCAGUGGGACCAGGCUGGCCAGGUACAGGUCAAUGACGGGAGCUGCAAUACCUGCCGAAGGCUGCUUUACUCCAGUGUGGAUUCCCAUUCACAAGUGCUGGGAGGAAGUGAUCUGAGAUCACUUCUUCUACGUGCUGCAAUGCAUACAUUGAGAAUUGUCCUUCACCACCUUUUUCGUACAGGCAGAAAUCUUAGGUUUCACUGGGGCUCCUGUAGGCCAUAGUCUGUUUGGCUCUAGCAGCCUUGAGUGCCGUGCAUGGUACACGUGCCAUAGGUUGCCUAUCCCUGGUCUAUGGCAUAAGUAGUGCUUUACUGGCACAGUAAGAGUAUUGUGGGAAUUGUAGAUCAAUUGUCAACUUUUCACUGUGUUAAAAAAAAAAAAAGCCAACACUUGAAUUUUAAAAUUAAGAAACCAAAGUUAUGGCACUAUGUGCGGCAGUAUUAUUUUUUUUUUUUUUGUAGAACAAAAAGGGAAAUGCUGCAGGUCAUGGUUAAAUGGGCAAUUUGUUUAAAAACAGAAAAUUGCAACAAAAAAACAAAACAUCUGAUAUGGCAAGAUUAUUAAACUUCGCUAGCUUUAGUUGCAUCAUGACUGUUUUAGCCUAUAUUUUGGUUUUCAGUUCUGUACAAUUUAUUGUUUAGUAAGUAAAUCCCUUCAUGUUUAGGGCUUUAAAUAUUUUUUGGCAGAGAAAACAUUCUGUUCAACACGCAAUAUUAUUUUGCAGAGACACCACAACAUUUCAUAGCAAGCAUGCCCAUAAAUGUAACAUGUUUGUGCCACAGGUGGAACAUGCUACACGUGCUAUUUAGAACUUAUAAAGAAGUAUGAAUAACAACAUACAAAAGUACCAGGUGCCAAACAACCCACCUACAGUUUCACAGAAUCACUGAAAUUGUUUAGUGAUGGGUUUUUUAUUCCAUUAAAAUAAAAGGCAAAAUUGUGAUUUUCUGGGCACUUAACACAUAGGAUCAAGUGCAUCCGAUAUUUGAUAGUUAUUUUUAUGUACUAUGGGUGCCAUAGUGAUUAUCUUAGUGAUUAAACAUUUUUGUAUAUGUGUUUUGUUUUAUAAAAUACCAUUUAAUGAAAAGUUUAAUAGUUCUUAUGAUCUAAUGUACAUUUAACUGAAUUUGCAAAUGGAAUGCUACAUUAAAGGGACACUAUAGUCACCAGAACAACUACAGUUUAUUAAAUUUGUUCUAGUGAAUAGAAUCGUUACCUUCAGGCUUUUUGCUGUAAACACUGUCUUUUCAGAGAAAAUGCAGUGUUUAUAUUACAGCCUAGUGAUAAUUUCACUGGCCACUCCUUAGAUGGCUGUUAGAGAUCCUUCCUGGGUCAUGGCUGCCUAAAAUGCAUGCAAGCAUUCAGUAUCUCCUCCCUCUGCAUGCAGACACUGAACUUUCCUCCUAGAGAUUCAUUGAUUCAAGUCAUCGCUAUGAGGAUAUGCUGAUUGGCCAGGGCUGUGUUUGAAUCAUGCUGGCUCUGCCCCUGAUCUGCCUCCUUGUCAGUCUGAGCCAAUCCUAUGGGGAAGCACUGUGAUUGGAUCAGGCCACCACUUAUAAUGAUGUCAGCAGACUGCUUGUUUUUCUGUCUAACAGCAUGCAGAGUUACAGCUUCAGGCUUGAAUACAGUAAGAUUUUGCUAUAUUUAUGGAGGCAUGAGGGGCCCAGGGGGGCUAGAUGGUGGUGUUAACACUAUAGGGUUGGGAAUAGUUGUUUGUGCUCCUGCCCCUACAGUGAUUCUUUAAGUUUAUGCAUACAUUGUGCUUUAUGUGAUUUGUUUUUUUAAAGAGUAUAUUAGUUUUUGCAAAACGUUAGUUGUAGUUAUUGUGCCUGUUUUAGUCACAUGACUUUUCACACACAUAUAUUUGAAACUCUUGAACCUAUGUGGCUUUAUAAAAAUUAAGAAGAGUUGAAAUGUUGCCUUUCUUUGUGUGGAAUAAAACACUUUGUACUCAGAAAUUUGAGAAAAUGUCAAAUCUGUGUUUUUUGUUGACUUUUAUAAAGCACUUGACCUUUUUAUGUGAAUUAUGAGGUCUCCAGGGACCGAUUUUAUUUUCCAGUAGUAUACAUUUUAACAUUAUGUAUCCUGUGUAUAUGAUGUAUGAAAAAAGGGGAAAAGAAAUGCAGAACUCUCCUGAACAUGCAUACUUUAUAAGGGUGCUGAAGAUACAACACUAUGAAUAUGUGCACACCUUCCUCGUUCCUUCUUGUGUCACGCAAAACAGUGAAAGAUAGGGGAUGUGUAUUUCUGCUGCUCAAUAGAGCGGCAAGUUCAGUGUAACUAAAGGAACAGAAACAGAAGUGCUGGCUCCAAUUACAACUGGCUGGCUCCCAUAUUUUAUUUUACUUGUUGGACCCAUUUUACACCAUGGGGUUUCUCUCUCUCUCCUCCCAACAUACGGUUCGAAGACAGAUGUGAUCAUGCCCUCCAAUUCAGUUUCACCAUUUAUAUAAUACAAAACAGGCAUUUCGCUAUAUAGUCCAGGUACAAUUAUGAAUAUAGAAUAUUCUUUUGCUAAAUAGUAGCGCUGAUCUAAGGUUUUCUGUUUAUAAAUGCAAUACCCAUAAUCACAUUUUGGACUGUUUAUUACCCCUGUUUAACAAAAAAAACAAAAAAAUCUUAAUCAUGGGGCAUUUACGGAUCCAGCGAAAGUGAUUUACACACGCAAGUCACACAUCUCACUCCCACUCACAGACCUUCAACAAGCACAAUGCCCAUAUACAAAACAUAGCUCAUUCAUGCAAACUAAUUAAAGCACCCGACAAGACCACCCUUAAGAGUGUGUGUUUCUUUAAAUAUUUCCUCACAUGUAUAGUUCCAAAAAUAUCACAAAAAAGUGCAUUAGAUAAACUGGACAAGCAGGUGCAUACGUUUGGUGCCAGUAAAUAUAUUUAAAAUAAUUAACAAGUUUCUUAAUGAUAUUCUUGCAAAGAUGGCCAAUGGCUAAAUUAAAUAUAUAUAAUCAUACAAAAUCCAACGCACUCACUCAUUCCCUAAAAAGAAAUUUCAAAGCUCACAAAUUGUAAUUAAAAAGAAAGAGGAUGGAGAGGGAAACCUAAACUUUAAACCUAAAUGAUCACAAAAUAUAUAUAAAACCAAAUGUUUAAUAGGUAAUUUAAAAGUCCAAAUCAGACAGAAAAACAAGACAAACAACACUCUCUAUAUAAGUGCUCAACGUGAAAAUAAAAACACACAGAUAAAUGUAUAUAUUUAUACAAAUGUACGGCUACCGUUAGCCCACUGAUCAAUCCAAAUGAAAGGAUAUAAUUAGCUCAAUUGUAUCUAUAUUCAAAUUUAGAUAUAUAUAGGGAUGUUUCAUGAAUUAAUGUGGUAUUGGGGUAAUUAAUCAUUUUGAUUAUUCCGACAGUUUAGUGCAGCGAAUCGCUAUAGUACGAAUAUUGCUGAUUAAUGCCUGGAUAAGUUAUUGACUAAUAAGGCAGAAUGUCUAAAAAUAGUGCCAAGGAACUCUAUCCUAAGUUGGUACCUAUGCUGAAUACAGAGAUCUAUGGGUGAGCAUAACGGCUCGCUUGCUUAGAAAGUAACAUGAGGUGAUCACUAACACGACGUGGUGGACAUAAUAUUCUAUGUAACUUUAUAAAGAAACACAAAGUAUCUCAUGUAGAAGAUUAGCGUAUUGCUACACAAGUGCUGCACUGUAAUGGUAAUAUACUGCUCAGUGUGAGUGUAACCAAGGGAUACGUGGAGGACUGAGUGUAAGGGGUUAUGAUAGAUGUACUAUCACUCUCCCUAAUGUUUCUGGAAGGGCACCCCUUCACUAACAAAAUCCUAAAGUUUCCUAUCUCCGUAUUAAAGGACCACUAUAGGCAUCCAGACCACUUCAGCUCAAUGAAGUGGUCUGGGUGCCAGGUCCCUCUAGUUUUAACCCUGCAGCUGUAAACAUAGCAGUUUCAGAGAUGUUUACAUUAGGGUUAAUCCAGCCUCUAGUGGCUGUCUCAUUGACCGCCGCUAGAGGCGCUUCCGUGCUUCUCACUGUGGUUUUUCACAGUGAGAAGACGCCAGCGUCCAUAGGAAAGCAUUGAGAAUGCUCCUAUGGACUGACUGCACGCACGGCUCUUGCAUUCAGCCGAUGACGUCGGAAGGAGGAGGAGGAGAGUCCCCAGCGCAGAUAAUUGGAAACUGUAGGGGGCACACAUUCUACACCAAAACUGCUUCAUUAAGCUCACUGCGGUGAUGGUGUAAGGAGUGCUGUGGCACUCAUUAUUGUAAGGAGUUAAACCAGUUUAGAAUAGUUUGACUGCUUACCUGGUGUCUGUGGGGCGCUUCCCUUCUCGUCUCCACUACCGACUAUGGACAUCUGGAAGCUCUCUUUCUGAGCUAAGCCCUUAGCUGAGAGCAAUCAGCUUACACUCUCAGCUAGUAAGCUAGACCUGCACUGUAGGGCUUAGCUUAGGACAAUGGUUACCUACCCAGUACUUAAGUACCCUCUACCAGUCCAGAAUUUAUGUAUUACCCAGUUGUGUCUAAGGUGUUUUUAGAAAGAAAGAAAACACUUUAGACAGAACAAGGUAGUCCCUAAAUCCUGGAGUAGUAAGGGGUACUUGAGGACUGGGUGGAAAAACCCCUAGCUUACAAGAACUAACAAGUUCCUGCUAAGCAAAUUUUCGGCUCUCGGUUGUUGGUAGUGGAGGUGGGGAGUGCAGGCAGUUGACUAAGUAAGAAGAUAAACUGUUCUAAAAUGCUUUGACCAUUGGGGAGGGCGGUGGCACUUCUGGCUGCAUAACCACUAAAGUGUAUUUUUAAGUUAUUUUAAAGUGUGACUUUAAAUGCAAAUUUGUUCUAUAUAGAAAGUAUUAAAGGGACACUCCACACAAAUAGCACUUCGGCUUGCUGAAGUGCUUUAUGUGGCUGGAGCCCAUCACGUUUGGAACGGUUUAUAAAAGUACAAAUACAUAAGGAGUUUGACAUGGUGAUUCUGCCCCCAAAUAUAAAAGUGCCAAUAAGUCAGUUAGCUCCAAGUAGUGGCACGCUCCGGAGAAUUCAAGCUCAUGGCUCCAGGACAUUGGCUUCUCUGGGGCAUAAGGGCAAGGUUUGCAAAAACUGUAGACACGAGACCUGCAGCUUUUCAAGCGGAUUUUUAGAUAUACCCAGAGUGAAUAAAUGCAUGCAUGUUUUCAUUGGGGUAUAUCUACUAAAUUGUAAAAUAACGGAGUGUUCCUUUAAGGCAUUCCUUCCUUGGGCCCUGCAUACAAAAUAAAUCACUACUAGCCAGCUAGUCUCCACUAGAUCAGAACCACUGUUAGCCUGAAAAAGAAGAUGAAAUAAAGAAACUACAUCAAUUAGACCUUACAAAACUCUAAAAAUCUUAUUCCCAUCUACUUGUGCACAUGUUAACUGGUGGCUUUUUACCCAGAUCUGCUGCAAACUAUGUAUGACAAUCUUGUUUUCUAAACCCGGUUUUAUAAAAACACUUAAUCGAAACUUGAAAAAUCUAAAUCUCAUUAAUAUAUUCCUGUAUUAAUGAUACAUGUGUAAUAAAGUUUCUUUUGAAACACUGUUUCAAAAAAAAAAAAAAAGCACAGAAUUAGGUGAAAACACAAACUUGUCAUCUGAGAAAGACCGCUUAAUCCAUCAGUCAUUAUCUAAAGCAUCAGUCUAUAAUUUUGCUGACUUAAUCUGUUCCACAACAAACCACUAUCAUCACUGUAACUAACUUACCAAGAAAUUCAAAAUAAAGCGGAUAUCUAGAUUUAGUAGUAGACCAUAAACAAAUGAUUGCGCACACAGACUGUACUAAAGGAAAAUUGCAGAAGAAAUGGGCCUAAAGAUAAAAAACUCAAUCCAAAAACAUACAUACAUACAUAAACUAUUAAAUAGAAACAAACAAACUCAAUUAUCACUCCGUGUUUGAGAAAAUAACUUUAUUCAAAUAUACAUUAACAGAGGUGACAGUCUCAGUAAAAUGACACACCUUAAAAAGAAACCUAGCCUGUCUGGGCUGCAGAAUCACACUUUAGAUUGGAUAAUAUAUUAGAGGUUAUGUGGGACUCUCCAGAUACAAUCUUAAAGGACCACUAUAGUGCCAGGAAAACAUACCCUCAGGGUCCCCCUCCCGCCCAGCUCUGGGGAGAAGAAAAAGGUUAAAACUUAUCUUUUUUUUCCAGCGCCGGGCGGGGAGCUCUCCUCCUCCAUUCCUCCCCUUCGGCUGAAUGCACGCGCAUUCAGCCGGUCUCAUAGGAAAGCAUUUACAAUGCUUUCCUAUGGACGCUUGUGUGUUCUCACUGAUUUUCACAGUGAGAAUCACGCAAGCGCCUCUAGCGGCUGUCAAUGAGACAGCCACUAGAGGAUUUGGAGGCUGGAUUAACCCCAUUAUAAACAUAGCAGUUUCUCUGAAACUUCUAGGUUUAUAGAAGAAAGGGUUAACCCUAGAGGGACCUAGCACCCAGGCCACUUCAUUAAGCUGAAGUGGUCUGGGUGCCUAGAGUGGUCCUUUAAUCUCUCUUCUAGUUCGUACUUGAAACAUAUGUAAACUGUCUGGUUCAUAUAAAGUGCAAUAAGUGGAAUGCACAUAUGAAAUUAUUUGAAUCCAUUUGAAUUGUUUUGAUAUACUUUCAUAUUUAUGACAUGAUUGCGCCUUAGAUGAUGUGAGUACUACCCUAGUGCAGUAAUUGCUUACUAUAGCACCACAAUUCUUCUGCAUUACAAGCUGGUUAAUACACCCGAUGGUUCUGGACUACAUUUCCCAGCCAGGAUGGUUACCAAUUACUACCCUGGCGUGAUAAUAUCCAUGAUACUGUCCAGGAGGCAACCCAUCUUUAUGCCACUUGUAAGACUUUCGUUUUUGUGAAUGUAGUCAAUAGUAAAAUCAACAAUAAAAAUCAAUCUAAUCUAGUAAGAUAAAAAUUUGUAGCAUUUCUAGAGAGAAAUAAACAAAACAUUUGCUAUUUGAAGUAUUUAUUCAUUCCUAAGAGAACACUCCAAACACACAAAGCGCUUCAGCAUGCCGAAGGAUUUUAUUCCAUGAAGGCGUAGUUUUUUUUGAGUCAAUUAUUUGUAUAUAAAAACUUAUAUUUGAAUAAACUUAUUUAUUUUCUUCUUAAUUCCAAACACAUAAACCGCUAGACUAGGGGGCGGGGCCUGAUCUCCAACAUGGCUGGACGUGUUUGCCUGUAGCUCCUCACGAUAUGAGCCACAAACACACGAAAACAGCACAAAUCCUGCAAAAACAAAAAGCAAAACAAGUUUUCAACUCUAAAGCUAACAUCCCACAGGCAAGCAAGCCGUGGGGAGCCCGGGUCGGACGGACCGCGGGACAGCACGUCUGAGGCCUACUGCAGCUGGCGGACCACCAGUGGUGAGAUGCGGCCGAUCUCCUACCGGGAGGCGCACAACACACCGCUCACAGCUCCGUUAUCCCCCCCCUUUGGACUGGUGGGGGUUAUCCCAGUCCCCACAGGGCCAGCUAAGCCUGCUCCGUAAAGCCUCAAAGAAAGAAUCCCGCGAGCCACGCGGCUCAACUAAGAUGGCCGCCACUUUGAAAUCCCAAUGCCACCAAACAAGUCUGAUGGGACAGAGCUGGAGAGAGGCCUUCGAUGCAAGGUUCGAGGCGAUCUGCCAGGCCUUCUGGGACCGCCUCGCCAAGCGGAGACCCACUCACACCCCUCCCGAAAUGGCAACUGUAAGUAAAGCAGCCACCGCUACCUGUCUCUCUUCCGGGCCGGGGGCCCAACCGGAGACUCCUCCAUGCCACAGUCCACUGACCCAAGGGGUAAACCGUUACCCAGAAGCCCCGGGGGUUCACGAUCCCGCCACUGGGAGAAGGGGGACCCACGGACUAAGGGCACUGGCUCCCCUUACAGCCCGGAGCCGUAGAGACAGGGACCUGCCAUGUGGCGAUCAGCCAACCAAAUGCUUACUACACACGCAGCAUUGCCCAACCUACCUAAAGUUGGAGAGCGGGACUGAAGAGAGCAUACAGCACUCACCUGGACAUCGUCCCACAAGGGAGCUGUAUCCCAGACAAGAUCAUCACAAGUGGCAGCCACGCACCCAGUGUGGGAAUCUGCAGCCUCAUGAUGGCUACCGCGAUCACAAGUGGGUCAGUACCUGUUACCAGAACGAACUCAUACCACCCAAGGACAAUAACCUGCCGCAGAUAGGCAUCGGCUAAACUGCCUCUCACAGGUCCCAUGGGGUCAAGCUUCCGCUCAGGGCUUGGGGAUCACAGACUAUUGCUCCACUAUAAGCAAUAAUUUUACCAGCCUAGUUCCCCAGUGGCUAUAUUAUAUUAUUUUGUUUUAUUCCUUCUUGCAUUCUGUCUAGCAGUAUAACACAUUAAUGUCUUGCAUAUUAUCUUACUCAGCAUCCUGGGGAAUAACACCCUUGGCGUACAAAGUUAAUGUUUUCGUGUUAUAUGUUCCAUAUUUACCGGGCCUGAUAACUUGCAGGACCUUACACUGAUAAUCUCAUUUAAGCAUCCACAGGCAGUGAUAGCAUCACCCUGUUUCUACCUACAAAAAGUUACGCCUGUUACUCUUGUAAUAUCUUUUUAUUUCAUAAAAAUGUGCAGAAUUAUCAAAUGCCAUACGAAUGUCUAUGUUUUGAAAAGCUUGCACUAGCUGUUGUGGCAUGGCAAGACUGUUUGUAAAAUCUAUGCACACCCAAAAUAAAGAAUUGAAAAAAAUAAAAAUAAAUAAAAUAAAUAAACCGCUAGACUAGAGCAAUACACAUCCCCAGACUGGAGAGAGAAAUUAAAGUUUUGGCCGAUUGGCAGGGGGUGGGACCAGAGAGGGGGCAUGUAGUACCAACACCAAUGACAAGCACACCCCUCCGCCACAAAACUAAGUAUGUUAGGCCAAUGCUCGGCAGCCCAUUCGCAGAGCCCUGUUAAAGAGAUCUUAAAGGAACACUUCACUAUCCAAAUACAACAUUUAAAUCACUGUUUAGUAGAUAUACCCCAAAUGAAAACUUGCAUGCAUUUAAUUAUGUAUUUUUUUCAUUGAAGGUAUAUAAACAGUUUGCAAAACUUGAAGUUCUCACGUCUGCUAGCUUUGCAAACCCACCUCUUCUAAUCCCGCCCAGACUUUGUGACUGUCCAAUCAGACUUUCCAGUGCAGCUAAAUGAGGGGUGCACUCACUUUUGUUGCCAACCGUUUAGACAUUAAUGGCUGUGAGAGUUAUUUUGAGAGGACAGCUAAUUUACACUGUUAUAAAGGCUGUACACGUACUACUUUACAUUGUAGCAGAGUGUUAUUUCCUCAGUGCUGUCACAUGAAGAUAUAAAAUAUUUACAGAGGGGGCGGAGCCUACCAGACCCAUGCGGACGCCAUUUCACUCAGCUCCCAUCCCUUAAAAUAUAAUCCACAAUAAAUCAAACAUUCCAGCACCCAUCCAGCCCUGCCACAUACCAAACGGGCACCAGCACACCGCACCAUCAGAUGCCUUUCUUCCAACCGCAACGGCAGCAGAAACGGAGACGCAAGAUCGGGGCCUACCAAAAGCCAUCGAUCCUCGGCCUUGACGAAAUCCUACGCGGAUACCCAACGGAGCUCGGGAACAUUAACUACCCGCGGGAACAACCCACCGUCCUUCCUCACACACCAGCCAUGGGAUGCCACUCCCAAAAACCGCAAGGUAUGUCUGGGGACAGGGAUAUAGGGGCUAUGUUACAACAGCCUGCUAACUCCAAGCCAGCUGCCAUGACAGCAAGGCCGGACCUUGCCCAGGCACCCACUGCAAUCCAGCAGAGCCCCGAAAUAACUGGCUUACCCCAGACAGGACAGCCGGAUAAGGCACCAGAUCCUGGCCCCUCUGAGCUCCCCCAGACACCUCCACCUGCAAGACCGUAAAUCCAGGCAAGGCUGAGCUCUGACUCUCAGGUGCAUCCCCAGACACAGCAGCCGAAAAGAGCACACACUACAACUCAGCACAGGCCUGACUCACCCGGGCACUCAAGAGCCACAGCCACUGCCACCGGAGUCCAUGGAUGACUCAGCUCCAACUACCAAACGUGACCUCAAAAUCCUUUUAGCAGAAAUCCAUAAACUCAUAGCAGCUGACUCAGCCAUCCUCAAGACUGAACUACGCACAGUCACAGAAAGGGUGAGAGCCACGGAAGAAGUAGGGAAAGUCCACGCUCACAUGAACCAGAUGGACGAAACCAUCAAACAACUCCAGCAACAACACACCUACAUGGCAAUCAAAAUGUCAACCAUGGAAGACCGCAACGCCGCUCCCAUAUUAAAAUCCGGGGCAUACCCAUGACGAUCUCGGCCGACGAGCUGCUACAUUAUGUCAGGCGCUUACUGACUACUGUGCUUCCACACACACACACACACACACACACGUGUAAAGAAAAUCAUAAUGGAUGGAGUGUACCGCUUACCCAGCUCCCCACACCUAAAAACCCCACCAGCCAGAGAUGUCAUCCUCAGAUGUGUCACUGUUCAAGAUAAGCUACACAUCAUGGCGGGGCUGAAAGGCAAGACACCACUGAUAUUUGAGAAUUACUCUUUAACAUUUUUCCAAGACCUAUCAAAAGCUACCCUCCUCUGGCGCAAAUGCUAUGGACCGCUCAUCACACAGCUACGAUCAGCAAACAUAGCCUACAGGUGGGGCGCUAACGGGACUCUGGAGAUAACCCAUAAAGGAACCACACAUGUUCUAACUUCAGUGGAGGAAGCAACACCCCUCCUAGACGCCCUGGGACUAUCCAGCUCCACAAUUGUGCCACGGGACAGACCGCAGACGAUGGUCUGGGAUCCUGAGAAUACCAUCCCGUUCAUACCGGGAUCACAACACCCUGUACCGUGAAGGGUGUGGACUGAUACCUCCAGCCUUACCAACACAACAGUGGCAUACCUUUCAUGUUGAGUCCUCAAUGUUGAUUUAGUUACUUUGUUUUUUAUUUAUUUUUUAGUUUAUUCUUCACUAAUGCUUAACGUUGUACCUAUGCUUCACUACCACAUGUCCACGACUCACUUACCCUAUAUCAUAGGGGACAUAAACUAGACAUCACAAGAACAAGCACAACCUGUACCCAAAUACUUGGCGUCCACAGUCCUAAACCCCACCCCCCCCCCCGCGGUUGGGGGUAACCAAUCAACCCAGAAGCAUCACCCGUGACCCUCCGCCAUAGCACACAGACUCACUCACCCAGCACAACACAAAGACCUAGCCUAAUGCUACGCAGGCACACUAUAGCCGCACCUACUCCCCUACACACACGGAGCGCUAGCACCAUCAGACCCACAAUCCGCAAGUGCUGACAAUACAUAAUGUAAAUAAAGGGUAUACAAAACAUACAGACACACCCCGACAGAGCAUAUUGAAAAGCUUACUAUGUUAAUGUUAUUCCUGAAUAUGUUACUGCCUGACCCAAAAUUGGUGCAAAACUUAAACGACAUUGUAUCUAUACGUUUUUUGGAGCACUUACAUGCGCACCGGUUUGUGAAACUUAAAUACCAUGCACCAAAAAUGAAAAAUAAAGAAUUUUAAAAUAUAUAUAUAUAUUUACAAAAAUGUGAGGGGUGUAAUCACUUUUGUAAGAUACUGUAAAUUAAGCUAGACAUAUGCUGACAUUUUCCCACACUUCGCAAUAGCUAACAGUGUCGGAAAGCCUAUGUAAGGGCUUACCCUACUAUCAGUGCUCAGUCUGCAGCAAACAGUCCAUAGGUAAAGAUUGACUUUUUGUGAAAUCAUUUUUUAUUUUUAUUUUUAAAUGUAUUUUUAUGGUUAUCGAAUUCCCACUCACACACCCAAGGCUUACAUUCCCCACUGUGUUCAAAAGUGAGAUCAUCAGGUGGAUGUUCAGGGCAGACCACCCAGCUCUCUUCCUCGGCUAACCAAUUCACAGCUUCUUGAGGCCGUAGAAAGCUAAACAUUUCUUCACUACUCUGGAGAACUCACUCUCUGGGGUCACACAGUUAGUGUCUCUUGAUCAAUACAGCAAUAACACUUGUACCUUGUGGUUCUAUCACUAAAGCAGCACUGGCUGCUAGAUGAUUAGCGAUAAAAUGGUACCAGGUUGCUGUUGUAAGCUCCUGGAAAUUCAUGGUGGCAUGUGAAGGGAUAGAUGCAAUUACAGGUUCAGGUCUAGAUCAAAAAUCAGGGAUCAGCCACCCUGUUCCUGUUGCAGUUACAAAUAAUGAUGGGUAAAUGUACAUCCCUACCUUCAAACACUGAGCACCCCAGAUUUCACACACAUUGAUCCCAAACAUGCCCCUCCAUUCGUGCUCACAUCUCUUCCCAUAUAUACUCUUGCAUUCAAACACUCCAUAUACAUCACUGCAUUUACUCAGACACAAGUCAUACCAUUAUUAACCAGCAUUUUGAACCACUCCACAGAAAUAGACACGUGUAUACACACACUGAAUUGAAAAAUUAACAAUAGCAUUAAAUAGUUAAGGAUGGCAUGCUUAUGCAUGGGAAAUGGUAUCAGUGACUUGUUAGUGGAGUCACUUGAUCGAACAACCCAGAUCUCUUCAAUUUAAUCACAACAUACAGAUUGUUAAUUAACUAAAACUCUUAAUUGAUGGAUUUCUCUUCCCCCUCUACUUUAGGGAUUUGCGCUUCCCGCAAUCAGCGUCUGACGUUGGGUUACAUGUUUUCCGUAUUGAAAAAAUGAAGCUGAUUUCAGUGCCUUGUGAAAGUCAUGGCAUUUUUCAUUCCGGAGAUACCUAUCUUGUAUUGUCUAACACUCCUGAGGGCAAUAGCAUUUAUGUGUGGAAUGGUGAGAUAUAUGGGAUGGGGGGAGGGGGAGGAAUAGACCGCUAUGAUCUUUUAGGGUACAGUCCCAUAGCAUAUUUUGGCCUAACUCUCCUUUUACUUUUCCCCAGGGAGUGACACAUCUGUAGAUGAAAGGGCUGCAGGUGCAAUUUACAGUUCGCAACUUCACAUGCACAUGGGAGAGAAGCCAACUCAGAAUCGUGAAACACAAGGGCAUGAAAGCACAGAGUUCAUGGCUCUUUUCCCUCAUGGUGUCACUUACCUGGUGAGUAGAAGAAAACAAAUCAAAGCUUAUAACAAUAUUGGGGGGCCUGUAGGUGGUGGAAAGAAUUAUGCCUGCAUUUCCUCACAAUGUCAGUUUAGUACUAUAACAUAUCCAUUUACAAAGUCUUCCCUCACCAUGUUACUUUUAGAAGUAGAAGACAAAUUUACAAAGAUUAACAUUAAUAAAUGUAGAACAUUAAAUAUUUAAUUUGCAAUGUUCUUAGCUAUUCAAUAAGCUGUUCAGUUGUCAAAGUAGGUGCUUCAGUUUAAAAAAAAGUAACAUUUAUUCUUUCACCAUACAAUGUCAUAGGAAGGAGGGGUCUCCUCAGGCCUACAUCGUGCUGCUCAGGACCCAGCGGCCUCCAAAGAUCAUCUGUACCACGUAAAAGGCAGAAAACAGAUUCGGGCUUUGGAGACAGAGCUUAAAUGGGAGAGCUUCAAUAAGGGGGACUGCUUCAUCCUUGACACGGGAAAGGUAAUUUAAGGUUUCUUCUAACAUGCACCUUUGUUAAUUUCACAGCACAGCUUCAGUUCUUUUUGUGAAACUUUGUGGCAGCAUAAGUUGAAGUUCAAAAGAAUCUAUUAGGACCUAGAAGCCUAACCAGUUUCACAUUAGUCCACUCCAGGUUUUCAAACUUAUCAUAUUUGGCCCAGCCACAGUUCCGUUAUUGGCAACAGUUGGCACUUUUCUCUUUGCUUCUUGACAGUUUUCCAUCCCUAACUUAAAGGGAGACUAUCCAAAACUAACAGCUUAAUAUAGUGUGUAAAGCCUGUCUCUGCAAACAUUGUCUUUUCAGAGGUGUUACUAGGCAGAAGUUUACAUGCUGCCUAGUAACACCUCUAAGAGCAGUCACUCAGACAGGCACUAGAGGUGCUUCCCGGGUCAGUGCGGCACUGACCAUUCCUCAUUGAUUCAUGAAGAGUUUCUGAAUGCAGUGCAGCAUUUUGCAUUGGAUCUGCUGAGAUGAUCUCAGCCAAUGAGGUAGAGUGGGGGGGACCGAGCCAACUGUGGUAAGGCCAGUGCAGUGCUGGAAUAAAGGCAAGUUUAAACACCUUAUAAUUUUCUAACAGGGAGAGGGGGCAGGAAUCUAUAUAGCACUAUUAGAAAUAUAGUCUCAUUGCAACUUUAUUAUAAAAAAAAAUUUUUUGAAAAGAAAGUGUCAGGUAUAUAUAUUCAAAUUAUUAAACCCAGAAGCAUACUAGGAAAUAAAUUUUUCCACACUCCUGUCAUUUGGGAUGCACCUUUGAAGCCUUCACUUGCAUCAUUCUGAAACUGUUCACUGCGCAAAUAACGCAACUUGCUACACUGGCUCCUUUUACAAUUUUUGAAGCACAUGUGCAUACACAAUUGAUGCAUGUUUAGGACAUCAGGUACUAAUCACCAUUCAAGCCUGUACUUCUCUGGGAUUAGUUCCCAUUAGUGGACCGUAAGCACUUAAUUUUUUUUUAAUCCAAGCCUUUCUGACCUGGAUUUAUGCAAUUCUGGUUUUCCUGACCUGCCUACGUGUUUGACACAGUUUUGUAUUUCUGGCCGUGGUGUUCAUACACCCAAUUCUUCAAUUUCUACCCUAAGCAUUAAGUACACUAAAAACACAUUUCUAGCACUACUGUGCCUUGAUUUAUAUAUUGCUGAUGAUUCUUUACAAUUCCUAACUACUUCCUACACAGCAGUUUCUAAUUGGCUUCUCUGGAACAGACAGUUGUUAGAGAUGCAACACUCCUUUAGCCAAUGUCCUACACUGCUUUUAUAGCAGAAUCAUCAUCUAGUCCUUUGAGGAGAAGGCAUAUAGUCCAUUGUACAGCACUGCGAAUUUGUUGGUGCUUUAUAAAUAAUAACUACCAAUGUCAAAAUUACAACCAGAAUCAAGAAAGGACUGACUAAAAAGCAGCCUUGGAAGAAAAAAACGAAAAAAAAACAAACUAUUAGUAGUGCAUCGAUGGUGGGGAGCCUUAAAAUAAAGUGAUUUUCUAAUUUCAAUUGGUACCCUCUUUGACAUUCAAAUUAAAUACCUUUUAGUUUACACAUGCACAUUCACUAAAUGUAUUCUCACUUGCACUCAAUGGCCCAUAUACAUACACAGACAAUAGCCAUAAAAUGGUUUUCCGCUUUACCAGGGUACUCCUGGCAUUAUUACAACUACAGUGGGCUGUAGUGUAUGUAUGUGUGAAUGUAUGUAAAUGUACUACAAACAGCCCACUGUAGUAGUAAUAAUGCCAGAAGGUGCCAUUCCCUGAUAAAGCGGAAAACCAUUUUACAAUGGUUUGCCAUUUCCUUUGGUCCAGACUAGCCUUAAAUGGUGGCAACUGAGCUGUACUCCGCUACUGCAGAUAUUCCAAACCCGCCAUUCAUUCAGCAGAGCACUCAUAGCCAUUGAUUGAAUAUAUGUGUAAGCAUAGUGCAGAUACAUCAUUGUGACAUGCUAAAAGAACUAAACUGGCUAUCGCUGGAAUCCAGACGCACCCUUCAUCUUUCCAGCCUUGUUUUUAAGAGCUUUUCUGGGAAACUCCCACCCUACCAGAGCAAAAUGCUUUCCCCAAGUGUUCCCACUUUCUAUAAGCUCCGAUCCAGUACAAGCACUUUACUUAGUCUACCUCAAUACAAAAAGAAAGCGGCCCGAUCCUCCUCCUAUAGAGCACCGCAAUUGUGGAAGGACCUCCCGCCCAAUUUAAAAUCUUCCCUAAGCCUAAAGUAAUUUAAGAGAUCCCUCUCUACAUACCUCAAAACAGAAUGCACGUGUCAUGGUUGAUUAUAUAUUUCCUGCCUGUUCUGUGUUAAAUUUUGUAUUUAUUGUGUAUUAAUAUUGUUUUUGUAUUUUGUUGUACCUAAUGUAACAAUGCAAUGAUUUGUGGACCCAGGACAUACUUGAAAACGAGAGAAAUCUCAAUGUAUCUUUCCUGGUAAAAUAUUUUAUAAAUAAAUACAUAGUGUCCUUGCACCAUGACCAAUUCCUAACACUUAAGCGGUCAUGAUGCAUGAAGUAACCCUUUAAGCUCUUCAUUACCAUCCAUACCGAAAAAUACAAAAUUGAUAAGUCUGUUGCAUCUCUGGAAAAGAGGCAUGUAUUAAAAUAGAAUUAUGGCACAAAAGUAAUAAGAAGGAAUGCGAAAAGAGUGAAGUGAUCACUUCUAAGGUGUAAAUGGAAAUAUACAACCUUCUAAUAUAACAGCGUGGUGGGCAAUAUCUACAAAAAGAUAUAUACAAAUCGCACAUAGAGUGAUAAAAGAAUGAAUAUAAAGCCACGCAGGAUGUAUAUAUUAAACUCACAAAAUAUAAGUGAAUAUCAGGCCCAUCAUCCUCAAUCAGAAGUGGUCUUCAGCACAAUAUGGAAAAAGUCUUCGUUAGCACUUGUAAAAAUAAAGAAACCAAAUAAUAGUGCAGAUGGAAUUAAAACUUCACAUGAUUUAUUACAAAAGGUCCAGGUAAAAACUGCAUAUAAUCUACUGCAAGGUGGAGAUAAAAGUACAGCAAGUAAGUCCCCAAUGUUGGUGUUUUAGAGGGCACACUUUUUUUUUUUUUUUUAGCAGGUUUGCCUGUAUAUGUAUAUUUAGUGGUUUGGUAUUCCCUGUGUUGUACAAAACUAGUAAGAGACUAAACUUGAAAGCGUUAAAAUAUUGCUCAAACUAGAGCAAAUAUUAUUCAACACUAUGAUAAAUCUCUGAUAAUCUGAACGAAUAACCAAUUGUGUUAAUUAUUAUUUUGCAUUAUCAACAUAAUAAAUUAAAAGGAGAAAGGUCAACUACAGAUUGGAUGUCACUUGUCACACACAUUCCGAUAGUUCAGUUUUAUGCUCAAAAUAGAUGAAGCUACAAAACUACCUUUAUAUCAUUCUUCUCUGUUCCUUUCAGUGUAUUUACGUCUGGUCUGGGUCUCAGUCUAACAUGAUGGAAAGAAACAGAGCACGUGAUCUAGCGACUCAGAUUAGAGACAGUGAAAGACGUGGCAUAGCGCAAGUCGAGAUUGUACAAGAAGGGGAGGAGCCAGAAGAGAUGUCCAAGGUAAAUGGUCAGAAAUAAGCCAAUUAUUUACAUGUAUAUAUUUUUUUGUGGAAACAGGAAGGUGGUAAUAAAUACUACUUGUUGGUUUUCACUUUUAUCCAACAGACAAUGUAAAGCCAUACUUUCAGUGAAUUGUGCUUUCAUUACAGAUCUUGGGAAAGAAGCCAGAGUCUAUUAAGGAGGGAAAUGCGGAGGAUGACAAGGAGGCAGAUGAAAGACAUUCACGGGAACCUGUGCUUUAUCAGGUGAGUAUCACUCAUAGCAAGCACAAGCAAAAAAAACUAACAGCGUCAAAAUGUUUUAAACCACUGUGACACGUGACUGUGGAAUGGCACCAGGGGUCUCUUAAAAUCAUAACCAUUACAGCGAGCUUCUUCGACAAUGUUUCACAAUCAUCACAAUCAGCUAGCCACUAGACAGAUCGGUAAAUUGCUCUCCAACCUCAUAACCAAACAUUAUACAAAGCUUAUUGCAGGGAAAAAAAACUAUUGAACAAAAGGCACAGUAUUUCAACAGCAUAUAAAUGUUUUACAUAAAUGCAGGACGAGCAAGUCAAUGAGUGUGGUGAAAGGGUUGAGAGACUAAUUGAACAGUGGAAACCACUGGGAACAUACCACAAGUGGUGACAGGAUAACUUUGUAGCACAAAGUAAAUGACUGAGGAGGAGGGGAGGGAAUGUGAAAGUAGAGCUCACUCAGUCUAAAAUGUACCUCAUUAUCCAACUACAUUGCAAAGCCCGUUGAACUCCUGAUGGGCCUCACUAAGCAGGAUUACGCACAUUUUUACUCCCAUUCCUAAUUUUGCAGCUUGUCUCUGCAAUUUCGUUACAUCUGCAAUAAGCAUCUUGAAAACUGGUGUCCAAAAUUGCAUCACAUAUUCAAGGUGGGGAUCUUGCCAUGGAUUUAUAUAGAGCCAAAACAUUUGUUCACGUGAAUCAAUGCCUCUUUUUAUACAUAAAAAUGCUUUAAUAGCUUUUGUAAUGCCAGAUAAACUAAGCAACAGUGGAAACAUUAUAGAUAACCAGCAUUGCACAAAGUCCUUUUCAUUUAUCCCAAACUUAACCUUAUUUAAUGUGUAAGUGGUUAUGGGUUAUCGGUAUUGAAUCUCAUUUGCCACUUGCCUGCAAAGUCCCCCAAAUUCUACGAUUCCCUCCGUUAUGUUCAGACUAUUAGACUGCCAACACUGACAAAUUCCUUUCAAUGCCCACUUCACUUCAAGAUAAUUUACGAACAAAUUAAAGAGAAGUAGAACCCUGGGGCACUCCACUUUAUCCAGUUUGAAAAUGUACCAUUUACAACUAUUCUCUUCACUCUUUAGACUGUGAGCUUGUUAGAAAAGAGAACCAUACAUUCAGCUGUUCUGGUUUCUUACCUACAGUACAGGGCUGUGAAAUAGGUUGCCACUUUAUAAACUAACAAUGAUGCAGUGUACGAGAAAAUACAUAUAAUUUGCCUCCAACUCUCCAAUUUUUACUAAGAUUGUAACUUUAGAAAAACUAGUAUUUGGAUAUUGUGUUUUGGAUUACUGCAGUAUAAUUUUGUAUUUGAUGUUUGAUGUUUCUUUGAUUUCCUUCCCCACUCACAGGUCUCCAAUGCAAGUGGAAAAAUGCAGGUAACUCGUGUUGGAGAUGGUGGGGUUUUCCAAAAAGAGCAAUUGCUCUCCGAUGACUGUUUCAUCUUGGACACCGCUGGCAAACUCUACGUGUGGAAAGGUACAGUGAAUAAAACACCAAGAACUAAAGCACGAUAACGUUAUAGUACACCACUGUGCCAUACAUUGAACCAAAUACUCAGAUUUUUGUAAAAUUCUUGGUGUAAUUUUUGUCUUGGCAGGGAAGUGGGGGGGGAGUUGGAAGGAGGAACUAUGCCAGUCAAGUUUACUCUAACCAAAAAUGGUGUACUGAAAUGACAUUCAGGGGUUACUCCAACCAAGUGUUUUAAUUAAAGGCUGAAAUAACCACUUUAACCCUCAUACAAUUGUACUCCCUUAGAGCCAGAGCAGCUUCUAGUAGUAGUUUUUACUUACUUUUCCAGCCCAGAAGUUAUGUGCUCAUGUAUGGUAAGAGGAAAACACAUUAAAUGAAAAGCAUUCAACCCCAUGCUUUCUUAUGAUCAGUACUGGAUAUAAUCAUACAAUUUGUAAGGACGUUGAACAUCACAUGACCAAGUCAAACUGUUAUAUUAGAGGAUGUUCCUCUAGUGAGUGACUGUAGACAUCGACUAGAUGUAUUCAGCCUUGCAAUGAGAACAUUGAUGUAUCUACUAAAUAGCUCUGUUUUAGACUGCACGCUAAAAUGCUAGGAUAACUGCACCAAGACCACUUUAUGGAAAUAAACCUUAACCCCUUAAGGACAAAUAACGGAAAUAUUCUGUCAUGAUUCCCUUUUAUUCCAGAAGUUGUGUCCUUAAGGGGUUAAACUACAAAAUCCCUGUAAAUAGCUUCCUGAACUAAACCAUGCAAAUUGUAUACUACCACAAAUACUGAUCUUAAACUCAUACUAACCAACAUUUUAAACCCCAAUCCCUGGCUAAUAUGUUUGGCAAAUUGCUGAGAGCGUCAAGUCACCGUUAAAUUACCUUAACAGCACAUUAUCACCUGGAGCAAGGUGGUAGCAAAGAAUUGAAGUAUGCACGUGUCUGAGAGGUGAUACAACAUUGUGUCUUCGCAGGUAAAAAAGCAAACAAAGAAGAACGUGAGCAAUCACUCCAGGUAGCUAACGAGUUCCUGACUUACAUGCAUUACCCCCCCACAACCCAGGUAAGGCAUUCAGUCAGUCUUCAACAUACCUCUGAAAUCCACAUGAUAGAUUUCUAACUUUAUUUAUCCAUUAGGUACAGGUAGUUUCAGAAGGCAAUGAAACUCCACUCUUCAAACAAUUCUUCAAGAACUGGUUGUAAGCAUCUUGGGAUUAAUAAGAAGAAAGGUUCUCUCCACAAACCUUCCAUGAAAAUUUAACAGAACGUGGCCUCAAUGUGACCAAAAAUUUACAGUGACAUUACUUUUGAGCCAUAGCCUUUAAUUGUAAUGUCCAUGUUUUGUUUACAUAGGUUUUUCCACAUUCGAUUGUCUUCAUUCUUGUGUUUAAAAAAAAAAAAAAAAAAAGUUACCAGAUAUUUAAAAAUAAAUAAAUAUAUUUGGUUAAAUAAUUGAAA